Molecule: messenger RNA, 1433 nt
Organism: Aplysia californica (California sea hare)
Lineage: Eukaryota; Metazoa; Mollusca; Gastropoda; Aplysiida; Aplysiidae
Product: non-specific lipid-transfer protein
Exons: 8
Coding region: 114-1391 (425 amino acids)
Molecular function (GO): acyltransferase activity, transferring groups other than amino-acyl groups
Source: RefSeq, a predicted model, not a curated record
UGUAUAAAAAGUUCAAAGGGUCAGCGACCUAUAAACUCAACCAGGCCUGUGUUUUGCCUCGGUGAUAACGAGUGACAGAUCGAAAAAUCAAAGUGUAAGUUAUUGUUGUCCUGAUGAACAAGAUGUUGUCGAAUCGGACGUAUGUCAUCGGUGUGGGGAUGACACGGUUUUUUAAACCUCUCACCAGAGAAUGGGACUAUCCUGAUAUGGCCAGGGAGUCAGGUCAAGCUGCUUUGGCAGAUGCUGGCAUCAGCUACAAGGACGUCCAGGCGGUUGUUGCCAGCUACUGCUACGGAGAGCCAACGAGCGGCCAGAGAGCUGUCUAUGAGUUGGGCCUAACUGGCGUGCCUGUGUUCAAUGUCAACAACAACUGCUCUUCUGGUUCAACUGCACUGAUGAUGGCUCGACGUCUUGUCAUGAGCGGGAUAGAAGACUGUGUCCUUGCUCUAGGGUUUGAGAAGAUGGAAGGUGGACUGUCAGAAAAAUAUACCGACCGCACAUCUCCCGUCAAGAAACACAUGGACCACAUGGUCGAUCUCGGUGCUAAGCCUGGCCUGAUAAGUCCCAACAUGAACGACAUGACUUCAGACGUCAUCAAACUGUUUGCGUACGCUGCCCAGGAGUACAUGAAGAAAUACCCGAAAGGUGCGCAAGAAGCUUUGGUGCAGAUCGCCUACAAGAACAGAAAACAGGGUGUGAACAACCCGAGAGCAUCUUUCCAGAAAGAGAUGGAUAUGAAGACAAUUGCCACCAAAGCCAUGCUGUGCCCACCUAUCACGUUUGGUAUGACAGCUGCUACAGCAGAUGGGAGCGCAGCCGUUAUUGUGUGCAGUGAGAACUUUGUGAAAAAACAUAAGCUACAGGACAGGGCAGUGGAGAUCUUAGCACAGAAUAUGGUCACAGAUCUACCAAAUUCAUUUGAGCGAUCGUUCAUGGAUUUGAGUGGUUAUUCCAUGGCAAGAGAGGCUGCCAAGAAGUGUUUUAACGAAACAAAAUUGUGUCCCAAAGAUGUUGAUGUAUUUGAGGUCCACGACUGUUUUUCCUGCAAUGAGCUCUUCAUGUAUGAGGCUCUAGGACUGUGUCCUGAGGGGACUGGUGUGUCUUUGGUGGAAAAUUCUGAGUGGAAAACCAAUAGGAAUGGUGGAGAGUUAUUGUACUUGGACAAGAAAUGGGUUGUCAACCCUUCUGGAGGUCUGGAGUCAAAAGGCCACCCAAUAGGAGCAUCAGGUCUGGGCCAGUGUGCGGAGCUGGUAUGGCAGUUGCGAGGAGAGGCAGACAAAAGACAGGUGGAGGGUGCUAAGGUCGCCAUGCAACACAACUUUGGCAUUGGGGGAGCUGCUGUUGUCACCAUGUAUGGAAAAGCCGAUCAAAAGUUGCUCUCCAGGAUUUGAAGCUCAGAAUAGUUUAUGUUGAUAAAAAAAGGGGGGGGGGGG